CCUACUGGAAAUAAUUUAAAUUUUCCUACUAAACAAACAAGAAAGAAACCUUAUAUCCCUCGUCCCCCAAAUUCUUUUAUUCUUUAUCGUCAACAUCAUCAUCCUUUAAUUCUUAAUCAACACCCUGGUAUAAAUAAUUCAGAAAUUUCGAGAAUUAUAGCCGAUCAUUGGAGAAAUUUACCAAAUCCGGAAAAAGAAGAAUGGAAGAGAAAAGCUGAUGAAGCUAAACAACGUCAUAUGAAAGCUUGGCCUGAUUAUAAGUAUCAACCUAGAAGA
Rhizophagus irregularis DAOM 181602=DAOM 197198 is the source of this 276-nucleotide messenger RNA. The record is from RefSeq and is a predicted model, not a curated record. NCBI's taxonomy places the organism in Eukaryota, Fungi, Glomeromycota, Glomeromycetes, Glomerales, Glomeraceae.